Ipomoea triloba (trilobed morning glory) is the source of this 1083-nucleotide messenger RNA. RefSeq lists its product as uncharacterized. Bases 1 to 1083 code for a protein of 360 amino acids. Gene Ontology annotation, biological process: DNA repair; base-excision repair, AP site formation. The record is from RefSeq and is a predicted model, not a curated record. Lineage: Eukaryota; Viridiplantae; Streptophyta; Magnoliopsida; Solanales; Convolvulaceae. The transcript is spliced from 5 exons. Gene Ontology annotation, cellular component: nucleus. Gene Ontology annotation, molecular function: 8-oxo-7,8-dihydroguanine DNA N-glycosylase activity.
AUGGCAAGGUCAGCGGAUAGUUGUUGCAUUUUGUAUAUGAGGUUGAGCGAUUAUGGGGUGAAUGGCAAUACCUUCAAGUUGGAGAAAGCAAUAUGUAAUCACGGCUUCUUCAUGAUGGCUCCAAACCAUUGGGACACUCUCACCAAAACCUUCACUCGCCCAUUGCGCCUCACCACCUCUCUCUCUGUCAUUGUUUCCGUCUCUCAACCACCAGCACAAAAUCAACUUCUUCUCAAAAUUCAUCAUGCAACCCUACUUUCUCCUGAAGAUCAACAUGCCAUCAAGGUGGCGAGAAUGUUUAGAUUGUCUGUUGUAGAUGAAAAUGCCAUACAAGAAUUCCAUAAGUUACACCUAGACGCAAGAAACCAAGAAUUUGGUCGUCUGUUUCGCUCUCCCUCACUCUUUGAAGAUAUUGUCAAGACUAUUCUUCUGUGUAAUUGCAAUUGGCAGCGAUCACUAGAAAUGGCUAAAGCGCUUUGCAAGUUUCAAUAUGAGCUUGACAAAGGUGUUCUUGUAAAGAGAAAUGGUAGAACCUGGAGAAGGAAACAACGAUCAGUAGUAGAAGCAUGCAGCUUAGGCUUAGGAAACUUUCCAAGCUGUGAGGAGAUUGCAUUGCUAAGUGAAAGUGAUGAGCUUAACAAAUUCUGCAAUUUGGGGUAUCGAGCCCGUUUCAUUCUUCGCCUUGCUCAACACAUUGUGAGUGGCAAGCUUCAACUACAAAAAUAUGAGAUGAUGAUGAUGAAUGAUAAUACCGAAACUACAACACAAAUAAUGGCAUCCCUUCAAACAAUAAAAGGAGUUUCCAAGUUCGCUAGUGCCAAUAUCAUGAUGUGUCUGGGCUACUAUCAGUUCAUCCCUUGUGACACCGAGACCAUUCGUCACUUGAAGGAGUUUCAUGGAAUUAAAGAUUGCUGCAAAACAAGUGUUGCAUCGAAUGUCAAAAUGCUUUAUGAGACUUACAGUCCUUUCAAUUGCUUAGCAUAUUGGUUUGAACUUGUAAAGGAAUAUGAAAGGCAACUUGGAAAGCCAUUGAGUGAGUUGAAAAAUUCGGAAUAUAUCUGUGUCACCGGCAAGAAAAGCUAA